Molecule: messenger RNA, 1335 nt
Organism: Elgaria multicarinata webbii
Lineage: Eukaryota; Metazoa; Chordata; Lepidosauria; Squamata; Anguidae
Gene: HACD4
Product: 3-hydroxyacyl-CoA dehydratase 4
Exons: 7
Coding region: 96-755 (219 amino acids)
Biological process (GO): fatty acid elongation; sphingolipid biosynthetic process; very long-chain fatty acid biosynthetic process
Cellular component (GO): endoplasmic reticulum membrane
Molecular function (GO): 3-hydroxyacyl-CoA dehydratase activity
Source: RefSeq, a predicted model, not a curated record
UGGUGCUCUGGAUCACGACCAUCAUGUGAAACAAGGGUUGAACAUAGACUGUCGGGUACCGUCAGUACUUAUACUACCCUUUUAAAAGCUUUGCAAUGAACACCUACAUCUUCAGCUAUUAUUUAAUCCAAUUCUGUGGACAUUCCUGGAUAUUUACCAACAUGAUCAUCAGGUUCUUGUCUUUUGGGGAAGAUUCUGUUGCUGAUACUUUCUAUUCGAUUGGACUUGUGAUGCGUAUUUGCCAGUUGGUGUCUAUACUGGAGCUCUUUCAUCUUUGGCUUGGCAUUGAGGAGGGCCAAUUUCUUCCAAGGAUUUUACAGAUCACAGAAAGAAUUAUCAUCUUAUUUGUUGUGAUUGCCAGUCAAGAAGAAGUUCAAGGGAAAUACGUUGUGUGCCUCUUAUUUUUCCUUUGGAGCUUCAUUGAUGUGGUCAGGUACACUUACUGCAUGUUAGCAGCGGCAGGAAUAUAUUUUCAAGAACUGACAUGGCUCCAUUAUUCCCUAUGGAUUCCUUUGUAUCCUCUAUCAGUUUUGGCUCAAGCAUUUGCCAUAUAUCAGUCAUUGCCCCAUUUUGAAACCUAUGGCACUUACUCCAUCCAACUGCCCUUUCCAUCUGAUAUAUCUGUCUACUUUCCUUACAUUCUAAAAAUGUACAUGGCAAUACUGUUUGGAGGAACAUACUUCAUUGUCCAACACCUCUACAUGGAACGGAAAGCUCAUCUAGGAAGACGCAACAUCAAAGAAAAAAGAAGCUAGUUCAUAUUUCUCUGGAGGAAAAUUGGUUUGAGAUGUCCCACUAGUAAACACACAUCAUGAAAUCUAAUCAACGUACCAAGUGACAGUAAUUUCGAUGUCUCCAGCUUGAGGAAGCAUGCUGUGCCCUUCCUUGGCAGAGAGGUCCCUUCACACUAACUGUGUGAAUAAGUAUGCACACACAGCACAUAGAGGGACGUGGUGCAGAACUGCAAUUUUUUAAGGCACACUUUUUUUUUUAGCCUUUGGUUGUGGCAGACUUUAGAAAACAUGGAUGCAACUAUCUUGAUCCAAUUAAUUCCUUACAGGCAUAGACUCUUGCAAUGACUCCCCCGUUAUAUUUCAACUGGAAUGCGCAAGUGGCUCCCUCUAUUGAAGCCAAAGGAGAAGUUCAUGUUGUGCAGGAGGUUAAGUGUGUUCAUCGGGAGUUCCUAGUCUAUUACAUACACCACACCUGAGAAGUGUUUGAAGUCACUUAUGAAGUGCUUGCUGUUAAUAGUACUGCCACAAAACAAACUACUUAAACUUGUCUUACUGCUCCAGAAUAUAUAUUUUUGGCAAUAAAUGCAGCUGAAAAGCUAAA